UGCCAUUUCAGCAGUCCGAAGUUGCGAUAGGGACUUAAUCCUGUUAUGAGUAUGAAUGCGUUUUAAAGCUUGUGGUUUUUACCUUUUGAAUCUUGGUGUUGUUGCUCUUAACAGCUAGUUUGAGAAUACGUCUGUAAAAUCCGAGUUCGUUUAGCUAAAUUGACUCCUGAAACUCGCAGCUACUUUAUAAUCAUGGGAGGAAGAAAAUUUGGAGAUGGAGAAGUAGUGAUGGGCCGUUGGCCUGGUAGCAGUUUAUAUUAUGAAGUUACUAUAUUGAAUUAUGACAAAUCCAGACAAUUCUACAACGUUAAGUAUAAAGACGGGACUGAACUAAUUUUGAAAGAGGGUGAUAUUAAGUCUUUGGUUUCUUUUAAGGCGAAGACAAGGCGUUCUGGUUCUAGUUCUCCAUCUCGACGUCGCAGCAGGUCCAGGUCUCCAGCCAGAACAUCAAAAAGUGCAAAUCAGUCUUCCUCUCAUGGUAGAGAGUCUGUAACAGAAGAUAACAAGGAAGAAAUACUGGCAGUAAAGCUAACACCAGUGCAGCAACGGACUGAAAAUAGCUACAGCAGGAUCAUUAGCGAAGGUAUUGGAAAUGGAGAAAAGUUUGCAACAGUCAAUAAAAUAAUUGAUCCUGACCUCUUAAAACAGAAGUGGAGUGAAAACAACAAUAGCCGGAUCAUUAGUGAAGCUGGUAGAAGUGAAAGAAAGUUCGCAACAGCUAACAAAAUUGAGGAUAUCUUGAAGCAGAAGUGGAGUGAAAACAGCUAUAGUAGGAUUGUUAGAGAUGCCAUUGGAAAUGAUCAAAGGUUUGCAACAGCCAAUAAAAUUGAGCCGGAUGAUAUCAUGAAACAGAAAUGGAGUGAAAACAGCUGUAGCAGGAUCGUUAGAUAUGCCGGUGGAAAUGAAGAAGGGUUAGCAACAGCCAGUAAAAUAACUGAGCCUCAUUUUGAAAGGGAAUCUAAGACGAAUGAUAUACUACUCCAGUACAGUCUGCGGCCUAGAAAAGAGGAGCUUAAACAGAAGUUUACUGAUGAGAAAACAGAGGAACAUGACUGGAAAAGGAUAUCACUAAACAAAAGAGAGAUGGAAUUUGGUCAACAGACAACAGAGUUGGGAUUUGGUGGAAGAAUAGGAGCAGUUUUCUUGAUGAUGAUUCUACCUUCCAUUGUGUUCAUCUUGAUUUUGAUGAGUGGGGCAGAUGAUCCAAGUGUUUUUAAUAUUCCUCCUAGAUUGCCCUGUCUGCAUUCCUUAUGGAAUAGCACCGUAUGUGGGUUUUUCCUGUUAUGGGUCUUUUUUCAGGCCCUUCUCUACUUACUUCCACUUGGUAAGGUUGCAGAAGGAUUGCCUCUGUCGAGUGGGAAAAAACUCCGAUAUAGGAUAAAUGGGUUCUAUGCCUUUUUGAUCACUUCAGCUGCUGUUGGAACUGCUGUUUACUACAAGAUUGAUUUACUUUACAUCUAUGACCACUUCAUCCAGUUUGCUGCCACUGCAACAGUAUUCUCACUGCUGCUUAGCAUUUACUUGUACAUACGUGCUCGAAGAGUACCCAGUGAUGAAUUGGCCCCUGGUGGAAACUCUGGAAGCAUAUUUUAUGACUUCUUCAUGGGGCAUGAAUUAAACCCUCGUAUUGGGCACUUUGAUCUUAAGUUUUUCUUUGAACUGCGUCCUGGAAUGAUUGGUUGGGCUGUGGUUAACUUGGUGAUGCUUUUGGCGGAGAUGAAAAUUCAGAAUCGUGCUGAGCCUUCAUUGGCAAUGAUUCUAGUCAAUUGCUUUCAGUUGCUGUAUGUGUUGGAUUUUUUGUGGAAUGAGGAAGCAAUCCUAACAAGUAUGGAUAUUGUACGGGAUGGAUUUGGGUUCAUGCUAGCAUUUGCUGAUUUGGUUUGGGUUCCGUUCACUUACAGCCUACAAGCAUUUUAUUUAGUGAAGCAUCCUAGUGAAUUGUCCUGGCCAGUGGCUUCUGCUAUAUUUGGACUGAACACUUUGGGAUAUGCAAUUUUCCGAUUGUCAAACAGAGAAAAAAGUAAUUUCAGAAGAAAUCCUCGAGAUCGUAAAGUGUUAUAUUUGAGGUCAAUUCCUUCUACUACUGGUAGUAGUCUCCUAGUUUCUGGUUGGUGGGGAUUUGUCCGUCAUCCUAACUACCUGGGUGAUCUCAUCAUGGCAUUGGCUUGGUGUCUACUUUGUGGAUUUAAUCAUAUUUUGCCUUACUUCUAUGUGAUUUUCCUAACUUGUUUCCUUGUUCAUCGAGAAGCCCGGGAUGAGUACCACUGUAGGAAAAAAUAUGGUGUGGUUUGGGAUGAAUAUUGUCGACGCGUUCGCUAUCGUAUUUUCCCAUACAUCUACUGAAAAUUUGCUAAGAAAAUAUUUGAAGUCUUAAAAAGUAUUUUUUUUUUUUUUUUGAGAUACUCAAUAUAUUUAAUCAUAUUCCCAUAUUUGCAAGCUGGUCUAUACACAGAGGCCUUUUAAAUGUGUAUAAUCUGUUUGAUGCAGUUCUUCAUUGGAGGCAAAGUAAACCUAUACCAUGUUUGGCAAGUCCUAAUAUCACACAACUGCUAUGACUAGAAGAAAUCAUACAUACUGGAGCAGUUCUACAGAUUAUUCUUCAGUUUUCAACUGAAAAAAUAUUGUCCUGAUAGCAGAUGUUAACCUCGUAAGUACUUACUGGACUUCUACGGUAGUCACGUGGCUUGCCUUGUUUUUAAGAAUAUCCCUGCCAGCAAACUGUAUUUUAUGUACAUUUUGUAUUAUAUUAUGUUUUGUUAGAGGAAAGGGUGGAUUUGAUUUUUUUUUUUUGCUGUAUAGUAUGUGUCAUUUGUAUGCUUUAGGAUGAAAUGUUAAAUAUUUUUAACUUACAGUAUUUUUAAUGUUUUAUACUGCACUCUGUAAGUUCUAUAUGAAAUUUCUGGGAAAAAAAGAUAUUUUUGCAGCAAUUAUAAACCAUCAAAUUGAAGGCGAAAAAAUCAUUUUUUUUACAUAAAAUGCUUCUUUUUUAGUCUGAAGUUGGAUUGGUUUUGCUUUGCUACUGUUACACUCUUGCUCACAAGUAGUAACAUUUUUUGCAAAGUGGUGGCUUAGCUUACAGUUUGUAUGACUUAUUUUGUACAAGUUUGAAUUUUAAUUUGAAAGAUUUGCACUUUGUGAAAAAAUGACUUAAAGUUUCUUACUAAAGCAUUUUUUACACAUUUCUACCCUUUAAA
This is a messenger RNA of Protopterus annectens (West African lungfish), 3194 nucleotides long. RefSeq names its product lamin B receptor (gene LBR). Bases 193 to 2343 code for a protein of 716 amino acids. NCBI's taxonomy places the organism in Eukaryota, Metazoa, Chordata, Ceratodontiformes, Protopteridae. Gene Ontology annotation, molecular function: oxidoreductase activity, acting on the CH-CH group of donors, NAD or NADP as acceptor. Gene Ontology annotation, biological process: sterol biosynthetic process. The record is from RefSeq and is a predicted model, not a curated record. Gene Ontology annotation, cellular component: nuclear inner membrane. The transcript is spliced from 17 exons.